Messenger RNA from Maylandia zebra (zebra mbuna), 1052 nucleotides. Lineage: Eukaryota; Metazoa; Chordata; Actinopteri; Cichliformes; Cichlidae. The record is from RefSeq and is a predicted model, not a curated record.
ACCACCUCACAAAAGCAGCUUCUUGCUUUUUCUUGCCAUCCUGGGACGAUCAGCUCCCUGCCUCCAGCCGUCAGAGUCCUCCAACCAGAACUGCCUGCUCUCUGCUCCCCGAACUCCUGCAGCUGGAAAUUCUGUGGGAAGCUGCUGUGGAGCUCCUCACUCUAUUGUCUGGGAUAGCCCGUUGUCCCUCCUGCCCACUGCAACUUUAUGUAGAAACCUCAGUGCUGCAGCAUGCACUGGCUCACUCGUAUGAGCAGAUCAGGGCUGCCACGUGUAGAUUUUUAGGAAAUUUGGAUCCAUUCAGGCCUCUCACACAACACACCCUAAAACCUGACAUUUUCAAAGCCAUGAUAAACUGCCUUAAUGAUUCCUGCAUGCCUGUCCGGCAGGUUGCUUGCCGGUCAGUUGGAAACUGGUUAGGCUAUAUUGCAGCUGGGCUGCAUAUGGACAGACCCAGUGAAAAGGGGAUACAUAGAGGGAGAUGGUGCAUAGAAAAGCAACAAAAUAAACAGACGUACUCAGAUAUUGAGGCAGCAAGUGAUUUGGAAACAUUAAGAGAGCAGAGAAUGGAGGAGGAAGAAAGAAGGUGGACACAUGAAGCCAGGAGGACAGUGGCCAUGCUGGUAACUCUAAUCUAUGAUCCUGAUGCCCUCACACGUCGUCACUGCUGCGCCGCCCUGGGAAACCUGCUAAAUGUUGAUGGAGCCAUAUCCUUGUUGCUGGAGGAAAAUGUGCCCAGCUUACUUCUAAGAACUGCAUGCACAGAUUACCACAGUGCAGUGAGAGAAGCUGCCAUAGGAUCUUUAUACCUGUACAGCCAGCAGGAUGCCAUGCGUCAGGUCCUGAUGUCUCUUGAUGCCAGUAAGAAGCUUGUUCAGGCUUCACAACAUGCUCCUCCACAGUGUGACUAUCAGCGGCUCAUUGGACAGCUGACUGCACCAGAAAAGUCAGCAGCUUAAAAACCUGCUCCCUGUUUAACUUUACGGCAACAUAUUUGUCUGAAGCCAUGUGUUAGUGAACGACCGAGUCCCCGUUUAUGAAUCAAAAUAAAA